This is a messenger RNA of Phaethon lepturus (White-tailed tropicbird), 798 nucleotides long. RefSeq names its product TBC1 domain family member 16-like. Gene Ontology annotation, molecular function: GTPase activator activity. Gene Ontology annotation, biological process: activation of GTPase activity. The record is from RefSeq and is a predicted model, not a curated record. NCBI's taxonomy places the organism in Eukaryota, Metazoa, Chordata, Aves, Phaethontiformes, Phaethontidae. The transcript has 5 exons. Gene Ontology annotation, cellular component: early endosome. The annotation marks the transcript as partial.
GCCAUUUUCUUUGGUGGGAUCGAUAUUUCCAUCCGUGGGGAGGUGUGGCCCUUUCUGCUGCGCUACUACAGCUACGAGUCCACCUCCGAAGAGAGAGAGGCCCUGAGACUGCAGAAGAGGAAGGAGUACUCUGAGAUCCAGGAGAAAAGGCUUUCAAUGACUCCAGAUGAACAGAAGGAUUUUUGGCGUAAAGUGCAGUUCACGGUAGAUAAAGACGUCGUGAGGACUGACCGCAGCAACCAGUUCUUUCGAGGGGAGGACAACCCAAAUGUGGAAACUAUGAGGAGGAUCUUGCUGAACUAUGCAGUAUUUAACCCAACAAUCGGAUACUCCCAGGGGAUGUCCGACCUGGUUGCCCCACUCCUGGCAGAGAUCCUAGAUGAGUCGGAUACUUUCUGGUGCUUUGUAGGACUGAUGCAGAACACGAUCUUCAUCAGCUCACCCCGGGAUGAGGAUAUGGAGAAGCAGCUGAUGUACCUGCGAGAGCUGCUGCGGCUCAUGCACCCACGCUUCUACCAGCACCUUUCUUCCUUGGGAGAGGAUGGCCUGCAGAUGCUUUUCUGUCACCGCUGGAUCCUCCUCUGUUUUAAACGUGAAUUUCCAGAUGCUGAGGCUUUGCGCAUGUGGGAAGCGUGCUGGGCUCACUACCAGACUGACUAUUUCCACCUCUUCAUCUGUGUGGCCAUCGUGGUGAUUUAUGGGGAUGAUGUCAUUGAACAACAGCUGCCCACCGACCAGAUGCUGCUGCAUUUCGGCAACCUGGCUAUGCACAUGAACGGAGAGCUUGUACUCAGGAAG